Lactuca saligna is the source of this 759-nucleotide messenger RNA. The record is from the annotation of a GenBank genome assembly. NCBI's taxonomy places the organism in Eukaryota, Viridiplantae, Streptophyta, Magnoliopsida, Asterales, Asteraceae.
AUGGCGUCCGGCGACACAGGAGAGACCGGUAGAACGCCAACCAACCCCAUUAGAUCCAUGAUGUCGUUGGAGAAAACCACUACUCCAAAUCCCACAGUAAUCGCCAACGAAGCGUCAAAGGAAGGUGGUAUGGCGGUAUCUAUUACAUCAACUACCGGACAAGAACAACCAGUCGAUGGAGGACAACCUCCUUCCGUCGUUGUGUCAAUGCAAAAUACUCUAAUACAAGGACCUCAGCUAGCAGUGUCAGAUGGCAGGUGCACAACCGGUGGUUUUCCAAACACCACCGCCGCAGAACCAGAUAGCAAGCGCACAACCGGUGGUUCUACAGACACCACCACAACCAAGUCAGAUGGCAGGUGCACCACUGGUGGUUUUCCAGACACCAACACCGCCAAGUCAGAUGACAAGCGCACAAUCAGUGGUUCUCUAGACACCACCACCGCCAAGCCAGAUGGAGGUGCACAACCAGUGGUUUUCCAAACACCACCGCCGCAGAACCAGACGAUAGGCACACAACCGGUGGUUUUCCAGACACCAUCAAUAAGCCAGACAGUAGGGGUACAUUCAAUGUUCCUUCAGACACCACCAAUAACCAAGAUGAUGGGAGAAAUGCCAAUGGCUAUCCAAAUGUUGUUGUUGGAUCAGACGGUCAGAAACCAAGCAGUGGAUUUCCUAAAACCUACAUUUGCAACAAGCAUUUCCCCCUUCAUAAUUCCAUAUUAUCAACAAGCUAUGCCCAAUAAUCCUCACACAUAA